Molecule: messenger RNA, 1820 nt
Organism: Aspergillus wentii DTO 134E9
Lineage: Eukaryota; Fungi; Ascomycota; Eurotiomycetes; Eurotiales; Aspergillaceae
Exons: 1
Coding region: 50-1636 (528 amino acids)
Biological process (GO): regulation of DNA-templated transcription
Molecular function (GO): DNA binding
Source: RefSeq, a predicted model, not a curated record
CGCUGCCCGCGCCCUACUAUAACUCAGUGGUCCUUAACCUCCACGUGCCAUGGAGAUUCCCAAAUUCUGCGAUGAUAUCUUGUCCCUUCCACCUCUGGACACGACUAGUCCUGAUCCCCUGCUGAGCCACUUGCUCGACCAACAGGAUGGGUUGCAUACUUCAGAGUCAUCAGCCAUCUCAAGACAUGAUAAUCAAGAUAAAUCGACAAGGCCAAAGAAUCGGCGAUUAUCACAAGACACAGUAAAGGUCUUGCGAUCAUGGCUGCACCAGCACCAGGAGUAUCCGUAUCCCACUGAGGAGGAAAAGGAGGAACUGCAGGAGCAGACUGGACUCAGCAAGACGCAGAUUUACAACUGGUUCAGUAAUGCGCGACGACGGCGACUGCGUAAAAGGACCAGCAAACGACAUGAAGAUCCUCAAGCUGGGAGUAUAGUAUCGCCGCUUGAACGAUGGAAGAAUUCGCCACCGGAAACUGAAGCCGCUGCGCCGUGGGAAAUCAUGCGCGCGCUGGCCGACGCCCCGUAUACUUCUGAAGGAAGCGCUGGGUAUCAUUCGCAUUCUGCCACCGAUGAUGCAUGGUCGAGUAAUAGCUCCAGUGCGUCGUUUAUACACGGCGCACCGUCGUCGACGAGUAGUAUCGAGCACAGCCAGUCAUCCAACUCGGAUGUUUCAUUCGAUCGCCCUCGCGGGCCAUAUCAAAGACCACCAACGCCUAUACCAAGUGCGAGACCAAGUCGUCGAAGGCGUCGGAAACCACCACGCCCCAUUGGACAGCUGAGCGGAUCGAAAAGUCGCGGCCAGCGGGCGUUUCAGUGUACGUUUUGCUCGGAUACAUUCCGCACCAAGUACGACUGGCAGCGGCAUGAAAAGGCACUACAUCUGCUGGUGGAAUGGUGGACGUGCCAUUAUCAAGACGGUCCGGAUUCUGUCUGUCUGCAGAAAUUCUCUCGAAAAGACCAUCUACGACAACACCUCAAGUUAGUCCAUCGCGUCAACUAUCACCACUCCAUGGACGACUGGCAGGAUUCAACGACUUGCCUUAAAUCACGAUGCGGAUUCUGCAAUCUCAACCUAUCCACCUGGGAAGAAAGAAUCGAGCACGUGGCCGAGCACUUCAAAAACGGCGCCGACAUGGCAAACUGGAAAGGCGGCUGGGGAUUCGAACCUGAAAUCGAGCAAUUAGUCGAAAACGCCAUGCCGCCGUAUCUUGUCGGUCUGGAGAGACACACGAUGGAUCCGUGGAAGUCAUCUGAAGUACUGAAUCUCCAAACACAAAGCGGAAUCCCCAAUGCCUUUAGCCGAUAUACAGAUCUGCACCGCGAACUGGUUGCGUAUAUCAAAACCAGCAUGGCCAAUGGGAUCUAUCCAACGGAUCAGAUGCUGCGAGACCAAGCACGGAUGAUUUCGUAUGGGUACAAUGAUCCCUGGGAUGCGACGUAUGCGGACUGGGAUCCGAUGUGGCUGGGAUCUGUCAAAGAGGAAGCAGGACUUACUGCUCCUGUCCAUGAGCCUGAUAUACCUGGGAAUUUGCCAGAUGAAGCUAUCCCGAAUAUCCCAGAGGCGGAUUUUCCAGAGGUGGAUUUGUUUGACGACUAUUUCAAUUUCAGUCCACCGGGUGUAUCUCAUCUUGGAUGACUAGAAAAGAGUAGCAAAUAUGAUGGUAUGACCAAAACGCGUAUAUCCAUAUCGUAUACGAUAUUCGACGAUCGGAAGACUUUCCUAGACGUAGAUAGUACUUUUGUCAGUUCAAUUGCUCUUUGAACGUAUCCUGGGAUACCCGAAGCCCAUUUCUUUGUUGUCAUAGAUCAACAACAGGGAU